Molecule: messenger RNA, 624 nt
Organism: Chenopodium quinoa (quinoa)
Lineage: Eukaryota; Viridiplantae; Streptophyta; Magnoliopsida; Caryophyllales; Amaranthaceae
Exons: 2
Coding region: 1-624 (207 amino acids)
Source: RefSeq, a predicted model, not a curated record
AUGUCUAAUGUUCGUACGUUUCUAGCUGGAGCAUUGGUGAAGGAAUGGGAAGUGCAUCAAAUGGAUGUACACAAUGCCUUUCUACAUGAAGAAUUGGAAGAGGAGAUUUACAUGAAAGUUCCACCUGGGUUUCUGAGAAACAAUUUAGAUAAGAGGAAGUAUGCCUUGGAUAUUAUUUCAGAGACGGGAUUGUUAGGUGCUAAAGCUGCAGACUUUCCGAUGGAGCGGAAUCACAAGCUAGCAGUUUCAGGGGGGAAAAAAUUCGCAGAUGUUGAGAAAUAUAGGCGUCUGGUAGGACGCCUGAUAUAUCUGGUUGUGACUAGACUAGACUUGGAAAAUUCAGUGCAUAUUCUAUCUCAGUUUAUGCGUUCUUCAAAGAAAGAGCAUUGUGAAGCAGCUUUGAGAGUAGUUCGUUAUCUAAAGAAGUGCCCGAGCCAAGGUAUUCUUAUUAGAUUUGAUAGAGCUUUGCAAUUAGAAGGUUGGUGUGACUCAGAUUGGGCAGGUUUUCCAUUAACUCGACAUUCUUUGACUGGUUGGUUUGUGUUACUUGGUUUAUCUCCUCUGUCAUGGAAGACAAAGAAACAACCUACGGGUGGCUACUUGUUUGUCGAAAGCAGAAUAUAG